Molecule: messenger RNA, 1283 nt
Organism: Sardina pilchardus (European sardine)
Lineage: Eukaryota; Metazoa; Chordata; Actinopteri; Clupeiformes; Clupeidae
Gene: cmss1
Product: cms1 ribosomal small subunit homolog
Exons: 11
Coding region: 60-1049 (329 amino acids)
Cellular component (GO): 90S preribosome; nucleus
Source: RefSeq, a predicted model, not a curated record
CACAGUGAAAGAUAGUUAGCAGUGCACCAUAGUCACUAGUGGUUUGUUUGGUACAGAGGAUGGGGGACGACUUGGGAGACGAAUGGUGGGUCCACGGAGAAAAUUCAGGUGGAUCUGAUGGGGAGCCUGAGCCUGAGAGGGUUAAGAAGCAACCUCAGGUGAAGGGGAAGACGAACGAUGAGGAGGAGGAGCCUAAGAAACCACAGCAACCCAAGAAGAAGAGGAAGAACGACGACACGGCAGGUCCAGUGAAGGAGAAGAAGAAAAAGACUGUGGCCCUGAAAGAGCACAUCAAACAACAGACAGAUAAAGUGCCAGUGGAAGGAAAUCAGAAAACAAAGAAAAAGAUAAAGACAGAGAGCCCCAUCAAGCAAAAGACGGACGCAGCACCUGCAGAUGGAACUCAAAAAAAGAGAAAGAGGAAAAAGAAGAAGAAGACCAUCACGGACGUGCUGGCGUCCACUGAGGCGGUAGGGGGCUGUCCAGCGGACCUCCAGAAGGUUCUCCAGACCCACCUGAGCUCCACGCGCUCCGUCAUCGAGCAGGAGGAGCUCGCGCUGCAGGACUCAAGUUUCCUGUCCUGUAAUGAUCUCACACACACGCUGUCCUCCUACAUGAAGGAAGUGUGUCCUAAGUGGGCUAAACUACAGAAGCGGCACACACUCAAGAGGUCACUCGUCAUCAUCAUCGCCUGCAGCUCUGCUCUGAGGGUCCUGGAGCUUAUCAAGCAGCUGGUUGUAUUUAAAGGAGAGGCCAAAGUACUGAAACUCUUCGCCAGACAUAUAAAGGUGGAGAAGCAGAUUCAGCUGCUGAACAACACAGUUGCCCACAUUGGAGUGGGGACGCCUGCCCGCAUCACAGAGCUCAUCCAGAAAGAUGGACUGAGUCUAGAGGCUUUGAAGUAUGUGGUUCUUGACUGGAAUUGGAGAGACCAGAAAUGCAGAAGGAUGGUGGACAUACCAGAGGUGAAGGGAGAAGUGUUGAAAAUGCUGGAAGCUGGGAUAUUACAACGUUGUGGAGUUGGAGAAGCUAAGAUUGGACUCUAUUGAUAGCACACAUACACCCCUCAAUCACACACACACACACACACACACACAAUAUUGCCACUUCAUCAUAUGCCGCUCUGUUCAUGAUUUUUAUUGUAUUUUUUGUCUUGAAAUGCCCAAAAAGAUAUUUCUUCAUGACUGUUUGUUCUUUAUGAAAAACUGAAGACAUAUUUAUGUGUUUUGUAUUUUGUAUAUAAACUCUGGGACAUUUUCUUUACAUAAACAUCUGUGAUUGGA